This is a messenger RNA of Paramuricea clavata, 18264 nucleotides long. The record is from the annotation of a GenBank genome assembly. NCBI's taxonomy places the organism in Eukaryota, Metazoa, Cnidaria, Anthozoa, Malacalcyonacea, Plexauridae.
GAUAUGAGUUUGUUCGUCAAAUACGAAGUCAUAUCAACACAGUAUUACUACCUGUGGUGGCAGACGAGAUUGAGAAACGAGCAGUGAGUGGAGUUGACUGUCACAAUGCUAUCCCUCUGAUUAUUGAAGAAUUACUAGCUUCACAAGAGUAAGCGUAAAAAAAGAUUUCCCAUAAAGAACUUAUUAAAUUAUUAAAAUUAGUAAAAUUGAAAAUUUGGUUACAAAAUGUUGUAAAAUGAAAAUAUAGCCUUGCGAAGUUUGCAUAUUUUGCAUAUUAUUUUUGUAUUACGUACGGAAAUUGUUACCAUUUUUGAGCCGAAUGGUAACAAUUUCCGCACGUAUUACGAACAUACCUAUACAAUAUUUGCAAACUUUACAAGGCUAUAUUUUCCAAGCUUCAUAAUUAUAUCAUUUUGCAACCAAAUUUUGCAAUUUUAUUAAUUUCAUUAUGUUCUUUUUAGCUGUGGUGUUUGAUUCCCUUCUCUUUACUUAGAUUAAAAUUUAGUCUAACGCCAAAUUGUCGAUUGGCAUUGCCUAAUGCCUAUAGUAUAUUUAUUUUAGCAUAUACUUUGGAGGUGGACAUUUUCAAAUACAUGAUGGUUUGAUGGACGCAAUUUGAGUUUUUAUUCAGCUGCGGAUAUCCUUGCACUAUUGACCUCCGGACAAAAACAAAAUGACUUCCCGUUUCGUUCAGGUUACAGACCAGCAAUUUUUUUUGCUAAACAUGAAGAAAGCCACAAAGUUUUGCCACUAUUUCUAAUGAAAUAAAAUGAUAAAAUUACCGAAAGCGUGUAAAUACACUUGUUUUGUUUACAACUAUUACGGCCGGUGCUGAGAUACAAAUUAGCCAUUUCCCAAUCGAGCAGAGGACUGAGUCUAGUUGAUGUUUGGAGGGACAACAAGUUCUAGUGAGCGAGCUAAAUAUAUAUUAAAAGAUGCCUUAUUAUAAUUGUUGCGUUUCAGGCUGCACAAAUAACUUUAGGAAUGUAGGAAAACGUCCUAGAUCCCUCCAAACAAGCGACUAGACCCAGUCCUCUGCUCGAUUGGGAAAUGGCUAAUUGUUUUACAAAAAUUUUCGUUUGUUUUUUUUGGUCAUUUUUGUUUUGUAAUGGUAUAUGCAUGCUAUCCAUGUACUGUUCACCUCCGCGUUGGUGAAUCAUUUUUAAAUGUCUUCAUCUUAAAGUUUGUGAUUUCCUUUUUUGUUUUCACGGUUUAAUUGGUGCAUGUGCUUUCCGCUAGGGGGACAUAUAGUGUAUUUAUGCACUGCAGGUAUACGCCAACCACAUAAUCAGUACAGUUUUGUACUUCUUGUAAGUACGUAAUGCUAUAUGCAGUCCUUGUAUAAUUACUAGCUAGUUUUGCUAGCUAGUAUAAUUACUAGCUAGCUAGUAUAAUUACUAGUAAUAAUUACUUGCUAAUUACUAGCUAGUAUAAUUACUAGCUAGUAUAAUUACUAGCUAGCUUUUGCCUCUGCAAAAUAAUUGCCGACGUCUUCUGCGAAAUUAGCUCCUGUUAGGGUGCUGCUAUAUGUUAUCUGUCUAAAUUCACUCCCAAUUUUAUUUUUUUACGGAUAGAUCUGUUUUUCACGUGGUCAAGAGUUGAUAACGUUACUCUAAUUUUAGAUAUGCUACAUUAUCCCAGUCAAUUUUGGAAAAUAUCAAAUCUACUGUGAAUGAAAUGGUAUGUACAUACUUUGAAAUAAUAAAAAAAUGAUAUAAUAAUAAUUAGGAAUGUUUGGUAUGAGAAUUUUCCGGUGUGUAAAUUUGAUACGGUUUUCCGAUUACCAAAUUAUUGCCCCUGUCAGGUUGUCACAAAAUGUAAAUUAGGCCAAAUCUGCCUUAUGGCUCCGAAAUCAGCGUAACGUAAUUCACUGUUUGGAAGAGCAUAUAUGAAAUUCACAGAUUGUGUCAAAUGUUUUGUGAUUCAGAAUAGGUAUAGCUGUAAAACUAGUCUGCGAUAGCAGACUGAUCUCGGGAGGCCGAGAUGCAAGCCUCAGACUGAUAUAUGGCGUGUGUUUUUUGUGUCUUACUCAAGAUUCAAAGUUUUGAUGAGUCUUCAAAACAGCAAACGUGGACGGAUGGGUACAGCGAAUAUUGCGGGAAAUAUUUCUCGGUCGACGCUAUUGAAGAGGAAUCAUCACUUUCGUCAUCUGGCAAGGUAUGUGUGCAUUACACUGAGCUAUAUAUAAAAUGUGCUCCUGAAUUCGUCAAAAUAUCAACGAAAAUGGUGGAUGCUGAUGCUAGUAAAUGAAACUCACUGCCAAGCUAGCCGAGAGAAAUUCAUGUAUAGAGAGUAUUAAAUAACGGGAUGCGAUAGAUUCAACAAUAUUACGUAUACACCACGUAAGUACGUGGAACGUUCGCUAUCUGUGCACUACUUUUCGCUCGUACCAUAUAACCUUUGGUUUGAAUACAAAGUCCAAGGUAUUCAAAACCGUAAUUAAGUCGGUAUAUGUGUAAGUCUGACUGGCUCUAACAUGUCUUGACAUGAUGAGACUGAGGACUGUUUGAGUCGAUCGUAUAUAGUAUUUGUGUAUGCUCCCCUAGUGAUAGGAUUACCUUACCUCCAUGCAUGUAAACAGGCCCUAAGUCGUAGUUUCAGGUUGCUAAAUGAAUAUCUUUGAGAAAAGUGUACUUUAUGAACUUCAUUUUAAAGACGUACACAUUGAGUUUUAAGCUUAAUUGUACCAACUCAAGUACGCGGUAAUAAUCAAUGGAGUACCAGCCAGCAUUGUACAUUACCUGCCUCGUACCCAGGCGCUUUAAAUAAUUAUAAUACAUGAAGUAUUCAGGAAGGCAUGCGACGCGCGAAGGGGCUGUUGGGAAGGGUGCGUCCUGGGUGCCCUUCUGUCGUCACUACAGUACAUCAUGUAAACUUGGCAUACGCGCAUCGCUGUUUUCUUUUACAAAGAGACGCCUGGGUACGAGGCAGGUACAUUACCCUAAAGUAAGUACAUGUACUCGGUUACUAUGCCAGCUAGUCAGUCGAUGAUUUAGCGAUUUCAAGAUCCAAAAUUUUUUCCAGUAUUUAUUUCCUCUUCAAUGCUAUUUAUUCUUUUAGUGUUUUGAAUAACAUAUAUGGGCUAAUUCUUUUUGUAAUUAAUUUAUUUGCGUUUCAUUCCAUAGAUGAGUUACAUGUUUAUGCCACAUGAGAAGAUACGGAACAUCGUUCAGAAACUGGAUAUGUCUCAAUCAAUCGAGGUUUGUGGAUAUUUCAGUUACAUAUACAGGUUGUAUAAAACUAUACAAUAACAGUUUUAAAAUGUCCAUGACUAAACUGAAAAUUCCGCAACAUUUGUGGCAACUUUAUGUUAGUAUACUAGGUCAGGUAUCUCUGUCACAAAAUUAUUCUGAAAAGUAAAUUUUCGAGUGCAGCAGGGCUGUUUCGCAAAACCACUUUAAGGAUGAUCUGCGCACAAAAAUGUAAGGUUUUAAACGCAAUUUUGAAUUCAAAGGGUUCAAAUUUGGAAGGUUUUUUUAUGAACUAUCAAAGUACUAGAUAAUUUGGUGUACAUUACAUUGCAAAGGAUUGAAGGAUUUUUGUAGAUGGUAGUUUUUAGCGGAAGAUUAUAUACAAUUCUAGACCUAAUCAGGAGCAGCUGUGAAUAAUGCAACUAUAGGUCCUAUGGCAGGAAUCGAACUUGUGGCCCUAUGAUUCUGAUGCAGCGCUCUAACUGACUGAGAUACCGGUACACCCUGUAGUGUUGGAAUAAUUCUUGUUGUGUUAUUACUGUAUUUGCGUCGUGCUACGUUAAUGUCCAGUAUACCAUGUGUUUAGACUUACUGUACGCUGAUUGGCUGAUUAAACUAGCCAGCAGAUUCAACAAUAGACAGCCAAUCAGUGAAGCAAAAAUCUGGCCAACUAGCCAAGGUCAGGCUUACGCCUUUUAGUGUGAACAUAGCUCAUGUCGUUUAUAGCUUCGAAAGAUUAAAGAUUGCAUUUAUUCAUGUACUUAAAUCCUUUGUUUAUUUUAGACACGAUAUCAGGCGCUGGUGAUGUUGUCUCAGAUUCCUCCGUCAGACGUUGUUACCAGUGAACACUGGGGUACCUUGAAGAAAAGCCUUAGUCUUGCACUUGGCGAUGAAGAUGACAGAAUCUCAGUAAGUGUGCUACUUGAUUUUGUUCGGGGUUCGUUGGUCCUCAUCUUACAGUUGGGGGGUUGGGAGGGUGUGAACAUCGCCCAGUGAUAAGAAAAGUGUGAAAGUGACAGUGGGCAAUCGUCACAACUUCAUUAAAGUUUGUAUGUAACUACUUGUUGAUACUGACUAGUGACUGGUGAUUGACAAGGAUAACUGAGCUGUGUAUUAUACUACUGGAGUGUGCCCGGAAGAAAAUUGUUUCGCAAAAAAGUGGCGGUUGCUGACGCAACCACGCCCAAAUUUGAAUGAAAAGAAAAUCAUAUUGUGACUAUAAACUGUUAUGAAUAUAAAUUCCAAUAUUCAAACAAGACAGAGAAGCCGGGAAUAAUUUAACACAAUGCAUACUGUAUAUGAGAUCAUUCCUUAUAAAUUAUUCGUCUCACUCGUUGGCUUUGUUUCCAAAGUUAUGUUCAGCACAAUUGUAAUUAGUUUGCUCUUUGUUCUUCCAAUCUUUUUGUGAAAGUUAGUAAAUAUAUAUACCAGCUGUUUGGUAGGGCAUUCAAAUUUAACAAUAAGUGAUUUGAAUAGUUUUCGGGUUUUUUGGGACACCCUGUACUUCUCAAACUCAUUAAUAAUUCAUGAGCAAAACACAAAGGAAAUCGCCACCAUAUUGUUGUCUUGAUACGAUGCUAAUAAACGUCCAUAAAUUAACUCAACUUUCGUGUUGAAUUUCUCGCUAAAAACAAGUUCGUUUGAGAAGCAAUAUAAAUUGUUUAUUACCGGCGUAUAAAACACGUCAAAGUGUGUGUAAAAAACUCGGCUAGCAUCUCGUUUUUCACACACACUUUUCGGUGUUUGAUACGCCGGUAAGUCCGGUAAUAAACGCUUUCCCGUUUAUUAUGUAUUACAUGAAGUUGCGGUUAUAGUUCGAGUUGGUUAGAGCGCUUCACUGGAAUCGCAGGGCCGCAGGUUCAAUUCCUGCCAGAGGGACUAUAUGUAGUUUUUUCGUAACUGCUCCUGGUUAGGUUUAACAAAUGUAUAAGAAUUAUUCACACUCGAAAUUAACAUCUACAAAACCCUUUAAUGUUUCGACGCCCACAUUUCGACAUUUAAUAGGGAGCUUAAGCAUGUAGGACGGCAACACGACGACGACGGCCGAAACAAAUUCCUUCAAAUAAAUGAUAGUAAAGAAAACUUGUCGUAUAUUAUAAUUCGUAUGAACUUAAUACAGUAUAAGAAGUUGAAAACAUUGGCUUUAUGUUUGGGAAGAGUUGUACUGAACCGAAUUUUAAGUUGCACUUGUUACGGCUUGAAAUGCAGGCGUUGAAUAAAAGACGUGAAAAUACGUGAUUUGCCGUUGUAAAUAGAGCGACGACUACCUCUGAAACUCCCCCGUGACUUCAAUUAUUUCUUUCUUUUCAUUGACUCAUUACAUUAGUUGCCGUCGUCCUGUUUCCGUCCUACAUGCUUAAGCUCCCUAUUAGGGAGUUUACGAAUGUAAGACGGCGACGUCAGGACGACGGCUAUCAAUACAAUAACAUUAAUUCUAUAGUACAAAAGAAAUGAAUAAUUAAAAGUCUAACAGGGGUUUUAGACGUCGUCCAAGCUCUGUUGACAACGGCAAAAUGCAUAUUUUUACGUCUUGUAUAGAACGCUAGAAGUUCAAGCCAUGACAGGUAAUUUUUCUAGCUGAGUUUAUCAACAUUGUUCUGAAGGUUAAAGCUCCGUUUUACUCGUCCAAAUCUAUUUUAAAUUCAUAAGAAAGUAAAUACGAGACAAGAUUUCCAUACAAUCAUUUAUUUCAAACAGUUUGUUUAGCAAGCAGGCCGUGCGUAUUGAAAUUUUUCAGUUGCCCGACGGUCGCAUAAUAGUGGGAUUCUUCCAGCAGCUCGUAGAAAUCCGACUUUGUUAUGUUUAUAAAUAUGACAGCUUACAACGAAUUUUGGGAAUAAAAACGCGGCAAAGAACAAUAAGGAAAAAUUUAGAGAGUUAAAAAGUGGGAAUUAAGCAUGGUCCAAUCCAAGAUUGGGAUAAUAAAUAAAUAAUAAUAAAUAAAUAUAUUUUGCCCUUUUUGAGAAAAAUACAGUUAUCAAAAAUUAGUUCUUAAAUAAUAAAUGGAAUAAUAAAUAUAAAUAGUUAACACACUGUUUAACGGGUAUUGGGCCUGGUAACUAAAUUAACCGUGAGGUUUUCUAGUUAGUUACCAGCCUAUUGAUUUUAAAUUUUAAUUAGAGAUGAAAGAUAAUUUGUUUGACAGAGCCAAAUAAAAUGAGAUUAAAGCGCAUAUUAAUUAACAUGGCUCUAAUUUGUCUCAAAUUGUUUUUUUAAUAAAUAUUUUGGGAUUAGGCUGAAGAUGAAGGGAAAAAUAUGUGCGUGCGCAACACAUGAGAAUGUUACCUAAAAUGUAACUUCAAAUUUUUAGUGACUCAUGCAUGACUAAUGAUUUCUCAAUAUCUAUGCAUGUUAAAAAUGCUAUAUGCGCGACCAGGAUUCAUAUAAGGUUUCUUAAACGUUCUCUGAUCGUAAAAUUUAUUUUAACACCGUCCUAGUAGCUAUAUCCGUAGAAUAGUUUUAUAUUUAGUAUCACUUUACCUGUCGAAGACUGCAGACUGGCAGUCGAAAGCUCGUUAAAAUAAAUUUUACGAUCAGAGAACGUUUCAGAAACCCAUGCAUGUACUGAUUAUAUUAUUUUAGGACAUCAGCCUGAAACUGGUAUCAAAGAUCCAUAUAAUUAACAAUGGUCAUGCCACAUGUGAAGUGUUUACCUGUCUUAGUAAGUAUUUUAUUCUGCUAAACGAUUUUCCCCACUAGAGGGGGGAGUGGAGCAGAUUACGUAAGCUAUCUUUUACCGAUGCGUUAAACAUUUAGAGAUAUGAUAUCAUAAUUUUUUAAGUUGGUUUUAAACUGCAUUAAUGUUAUCGCCUUAAAGUGCAUAUGACAUGAAAUUUCUUAUUUUCUUAAAUGGAAGAACUCUUUAAGCUGUAGUGUAUAAUAAUAAGUUAUAUAAUCAAACAAUAGGGCCAUUUAUACGGAACAGAAUAAGACGUGACUUACAUAAGACGCGACUUAAAUAAGACGCGAGUUUGUCGUAUAAAAGGUACAAAAUUCUUAUGUAAGACGCGUCUUGGAUAAGACGCGUCUUACAUAAGAACAGGCCUUUUAGCUGUUCUUAUCUAAGUCGCGUCUUAAAUAAGAAAUUUUGGACAAAAAGUUUAACUACACAUGCCAGAAACUUGAAACAACGUAAAAUUAUUAGCCUUGCAUAUUAAAAAAAAACAACCGAAACAACAUUAUAGCUAUAGCAAGUAAAUAAGAAUAAAGCCCUAGAGAACCAUUUAUGCGAUAACUCCGCUUAUUUAAGUCGCGUCUUAUGUAAGUCGCGUCUUAUUUUGUCUCGUAUAAAUGGCCCUAAUGUCUAUUCAUUGAAAUUUCUUCCUUUGCAUGGGUAUGUGAUUACAACUUUGAGGUUGUACACGUGAUAGUACAUAAAUGAGUAAAACAUACAUUACAGUAUAGGAAACUAUGAUAAUCAAACCAAAUAUAUUCCGUGGCAGAAAAUAAUAAACUCACAGUGACUCAAAAGGUUCAGUAAAAUUACUUAAAAAGACCAAAUUACUCAAUUUGUUUGAGUAAAGUUUUAAAUCUACUCAUUUUUUUAGUAAAAUUUACUUUAGUAAAAAAAAUGAGUAAAUUUGCUCAUAAAUUUGAGUAAUUUCACCCAAUAUUUUGAGUCGCUAUGUUUAUUAUGUUUCAAAAUUUUUGGCAGUGUACAAUAUUUCGCGACGUAUCCACCUUUAAUGCGUCGAUUAACAUUUUAUGUAAAAAUGAGAUUAGUUUAGUGAAUUAGCAUUCAACAUUUUUGUUUUGAUUACAGCUCAUCACCUAAUGCAUAUUUUCCAAGAAAAUGAGCAUGCACAAGCGCAGCUUGAUGACGGACUAAACGUGGCGAACAAAAACAAUCAAAGGAUCGUGAAGAAAGUAUGUCACAACAAAAUAUGUUAUACGAAAAUCAGUAUAGUUGCAGCUACAAAGCAUAUCGGAUGAACGGUAGGCUUGCUCUAAGUCUCUCUGUUUCGUCCCUCUAUAUUGCACCUAAUAUGACGUUACAUGGUACAACACAAUGAGACCAACACAUCCAGACAUGCGCAGAGUUAUAUAGAGAGAGAUGCAUUAUGGUGCGUAUGUCCCGUGAACUUUUAUAAAUUGGUACUAAAAUCCCAGUGCAAAUCACGAUUGUCAAGUGGGCAAAUUAUUCGAUUUUUUAAUUAUUCAAAUCUUAAUUAAAUGCUUAUGGGUAAAACAUGACAUGUUGCCUUAAAACUGUCUGUACCAGUGUGGGUAGUACCAAUGUAAAGUUGCUGUGCUGAGUGGUUAUAUUACUACCUGAAGAAAAAUAGCAGAAACUCGACGUUUCGAGCGAAGGCCCUUCGUCAAGAGUUAGUUUGCUGCUACUAACUCUUGACGAAGGGCCUUCGCUCGAAACGUCGAGUUUCUGCUUGUUUUCUUCAGGUAGUAAUAUAUUAACCACUCAGCACAGCAUGUUGCCUUAGCACAUGUAAAUUCCACAAGAAAUACUGCAUUAAAACAACAGUUGACAGUCCCAUCAAGUAUCUAGACGUGUACCCAAGCUGCACCAGUUCACUGAGCUGCACUGAUGAGGCGUAGAACGCCGAAAUAUGCAUGUCUGUAGUCUGAUUGUACUAUUAUAGGGAGAUGCGUAGCAUCACGGGGCGAUUCUGACCGCGAUUGUUACAGUCGACUUCGCAAGUUCGCUGCGAAGUUCAAAUUAAAGUUCAUACUGAAAUUUUUAAGCCGGUUUGUAAACAAAGCCUUUGAUUGGUCCUUUAAAAGAAGCCAAUCAAAUGCUUACUUUUCAAACCUGAAUAUGAUUAUGAACUGUUGAACUUCGGAACAAAGUUCGGAAUAUUUUGGCAAAGGUUAUAUGAAAUCGACUGUAAUAACCCCGUGCAUGUGGGUUAUAUUGAGGGUGUAGGAAGCAUAAAAAGAUCGGGAGGGCAACGUACAAUUAACGUUUUAAACAGUGCUUCCACUUUGACUAAAUUAAAUAUCUUGAUUUUGACGGGCUGCAUCAUGAGGCAGAGAGCUCAAACGAGUGAGCGUUAUAGCAAAAAAUCAUUUUACCUACUUUUUCACUGACACUGUCAAAGUUUCCAGAUACGAUGUCAUUCGAUGAAUGUUUGGAGCCAAAUGACAUCAUGCAUAUUAAACGUCUAUAGUAAAAAAGCUUAUCAAGAUAAAGUUUUUCCUAUAAAGAUAUAUGAAAUUUCUUCUUAGAAUGACUCAAAUAUUUUAUACAGGGUGUAUAAAAAAAGUGAACAGAUAUGAAUUUGCUCUCAAUAUUAGUAUCCAGUUUUUGAUGUAUAUAGUUUCCUUGGGUACUUAUGACGUAGAAUAAUGAAAAAAAAAUCUGGAACUCAAAUUUAGUGAACCAGGGGGUGUGUCUUUUCCAACAAACUAAAAAUGGCUUGCGCACGAAAUUUUAAAGCUUUAAUCAUAUUUUGAGUUAAUAGAUGGAAAAUUUGUUGGGCUUUUAAUUACUGUACAAAAUUUAAGACAAUUUGCUUUAGUUUAAACCACUGAGCUAUACUAUAUUACUGGAGGACGUGCUCGGCAUCAAAAAGUGUCCGCAAAAACAUGGCGGAUUUCGGCCUUUGCUGACGCCAGAAUGACGCCAUAUGGUUCCUCCGGCUCAUGGUAAUUACCACUGACCAGGCUCAAUUUUGAGCCCGCUAGGACUUUCACACCCCCCUGGUUCUUAUUAAAAUAUUUUUGCUUGUUGAAGUAUUUGCAGUAUAUUAUUCUCGUAGUUUUUGAUUUUUUCAUAUUUUUUGUACCUUUGACCACUGUUUCAAAUGUGUGCAAGUCGUACACAUUAUAUUCUCGUCCUCAAAAGACAGAAAACCUCGAAAUACAUCCGCAAAGACGAUAUUUGAAGCCGCAACUACAGGUAAAAUAUUUCUCAGUUCAUAACUUCACACACUCGAGCAAAUUUUCUACAAAAAUUGUUGGGUUUAACUGUGGUACAAUGUAUUAUAUUUUAGCCACAAGCAUGUAAAGGUCUCUAAAGCCUUGUUGUACAAAGUAAUCAACUUUCGUUUCAUUUAAAUCGUGAGCAAAAUGGUAUUUUGAUCUAUUGUUUACAUGCUCUAUUUGUUGCAUAUUUUAUGAUGUUUUGAAUAAGCCUGCAGUUUGUAUUUCAUGAUACUAUUUUGAAAAUUUAUAAUUUUCUGUAGGUGGCACGAAACUGGGCAUUUUACAAAUAUCAAAUUAUCUUAAUUUGACCCUGGGACUGAUUUUAUAAUGACAUGAAAGUGCAGUAUAAUGUGCUACCAGUACCACUAUAUUUUGAGGGAAUAACAAAGAGAAUUUAUAGUAUUUUAUAUUUUGUACUAAAGGAAGCUCAUUCUGCUGUCAGAGUACCUUAAGGAGUUUUGAAUUACUAUGAUUGUAGUUCUUGUGUGGGGGUUCUAGUUAGUGCAAGAUGAUGCAACCACUGUAGCUACAAUCUCGUACCAAGAGCAAUGCCUGUGCACGGGCUAGGAUGGCAUUGGCUGUGGGGAAAUUGAAAUUUUCCUGUGCUGUGAUUGGUUAACGUUUAUGAAUCGUGCAUGCCGACAAAGAACCCCUAAAUUUUCCCCAGAGCCAAUGCCAUCCUAGCCCGCGCACAGGCAUUGCUCUGGGUACGAGAUUGCUGUAGCUAAGUCUAAGACAAAUAAACCUCGACGUUUCAGCUGAAGAGCUUGGGGCCUUUAUAUUUGUUCAUAUUUUUUUAGCUUUUGGUGUACAUACACAUAGGAUUGUGGUUUCUGUAACUUCUAAUAGUUUCUUGAUAAAUAUAAUUCUGAAAAAACAAUGUAUUUUUAAGGGGUCACUCAACUUGCCAACAAAGUUCGAGCAUCGUCUGAAAACCUAGUAUAUUUCGUUUGUAUUCCUCCUUUUCCCUUGAUAUGAUUUCUCAUGCUUUUUCUCUUUUAGAAUAACCUAUAUAAUCUAUUCUUGUUUAUUGCAGAAUUAUUUACCACCACAAUGAUGCAGUUGAAAUUGUAUUAUUUUAAUUUAAAUUCUUCAAUGAAUAAUUAUUAACUACCAAACACCAAUGAGUCAUUCCAGAAAAGAUAAACACUAACUCCACAGAAAGAAAUUGUGCUGUCUGAAGUGGGCAGAACUCAACUGCUGAUAAUAGUAAAAGUAUUAGCUAAGGGUGUCCAAAAGUUGGAGGAAGCUGAACCUCCCAUCUCUUCCAUUAGGGGUGUGGAUAUUUUCUUGAAUGACCCAAUCAGUUUCAACUAACUGUAUAAUCAAGUUAUUCUCGUAUAAUUAUCACUUUGUAGUCCCAUGAGCUGUAACAUCACUUUGGCUGUUUGGCAUGUUUAUCUCUUUUCAAUUUUCUUUUGGUAGCAAUAACAGAUUACUACUACAGAUACUGUAUUACUACACAUUGUUACACCCAAAUAACAUCAUACACAUCAAUGUUAACUAUCAUGAUACAAUACAUCUGUUACAGCAAGAACAUUUUUGCUUCAGUUCUUGUAUAUCAUAUCACUUUGAUGCCUGUAAUAGAAAUGAGAAAUAAAGUUACUUUGUUUAUGAUUGUUUUAUUCUAUGGUGUGAAACUGUUUCAUGUACAUUUCAAAAUUAAUUGCAAUGGGUGCAUACUGUAGGUUCUGGCCAGUUAGCUCAGACCACUACCCCUACUUUGCAAGUUACACUUGUGUCUCGAUUGGAACUGUUAGCUCUGGUGCACCACUAAUCUUGUAUAAAUCUGAAUUAACCCAUUAAGCGCCAUCGCUCUCCCCAAUUGAUGAGUAAAAUUAUCUGGUGUUAAGGCGGUUCCAGUCCUCGCACGAAGCUCCUCGCAACUCGCUGCGAGCACUUGCAUCUAAUUAAAAUUAACUGUUUAGCAUUCAAUCUCGUUCCCAGAGUAUGCCUGUUCGCGGGCCACUACCUAACCCGCGAACAGGCAUACUCUGGGAACGAGAUUGUUUAGCAUUGUGAUUGGAUGAAAGUGCUCAUGCAUGCACUUGCAGCGAGCUGCGAGGAGCUUCGUGCGAGGACUGGAAAUCCACCUUAAGACAGAGUAAAAUAAUCUGGCGUUAGACAGAGUAAAGUGAUAAAGUAGGGCGCAUCAGGGUGCAAUGCGACUCAUAACUAGACACAUAGGCUAGUUAUUAACCCAUUAAGCACCAGCACUCUCUACUUGAUAAGUAAAAUCAUCUGCCAUCAGACAGAGUAAAAAAUAAAGUAGGGCGCAAUGCGACUCAAUAGGUUAACCUCUAAGGGACCUAAAUACUGUAAUUAAAUAAAUAUGGCUUUCUUGUCUAAACAUAAAUCAAGACUCCCAUGAUAGAGGUAUUUUCUGAGUGAAGGAGGUUUUUUGUUUGGAGAUUUUUAUGAGGCAUAGAGGUUGACCUAUACUAGCAUUCAAGGUAAUGCUACUAUAAAUGCCAAUGCAAGAAUAAUAUAAGUAUAAAUCAUGCAAAUUUGGGUAUGAACAAGUCGAUGUCUCGAUGAUAGCUCGAUGCUGACUGAAAUGUAGUGCACAACCCCAGAAGAAAAGCCUAACUACACAGCCAAUUGGUAAAUGCUGAUACAAAACCUAGCAAGUAGCAAGACUAGCAGUUUAUAAUAUUUGUGAAGGAUACAAUACAGCUUGUUUAUACUAUAUAUAAUCUAGUGCUAACUGCUCUUUAUGAAACAAAAGCAAACUACAGAUUACAUGAGCCGCUAUUUAAACUAAUAAACUGGCACUAAAAACAAAAGCCGGUGCCUGAAACUAGAAACAAAAUGUAUGAACACAAUGUAUAAAUAACCAUGCAGAACGUUUUUUAUGUCUGCUCCAGAAAUAUUGGUGUAAAUAUAAAAUAUAAGUGUUUGACAAAUACAUAUUUAUACCUCGAUUUUAUACGCAUAUGCAUAUCGGCCCCUGACUUUGCCAAUCGAGAAUUAGUCGAAUAAAAGGUAAAAACUUAAAAUUUUCACAAAUCUUACCUUUCAGAAGAAAUAUUCUUCCUUUUAAAGUCUUUACAGCGAAUUUUUGCAUCCACAAGCGGAGAAAAACGGCAUGAUUUUGUCUUGAAAACAUAAAAUAUUUGUGCAAAAACAGGGGGGCGAAGGUCUUUGUUGGAUGCUUAGGAUCGCGGUUGGUCAGUGGUAAAUGCCAUGAGCCGGAGGAACCAUAUGGCGUCAGCAAACGUGAAAAUCCGCCAUGUUUUUGCGGACACUUUUUUGACUGACGAGAGAUAGGAGCACCUCCUCCAGUAAUAUUAUAGCUCAGUGGUUUAAACUCUUUAACUAUUCACGCAAACUUAGAUUUUUUCCUAAAAAUCAGCUAUUUGCAUGCUUAAUUAAUGCCUUUGCCUAAUUUGCAUUAUAUGCUUGCGAUGUUACUCUGAGUGCAUAUCCACACCGGGCGAGCUUGAAAAAUAUGCCCGGCCACGGUGGGAUUCGAACCUACGACCUUUGGAAUACUGGCCCAAUGCUCUUCCAACUGAGCUACGCGGUCAGGACGGUUCGAGUAAGUGAUAUUUCGGAACAGUAUCUAGUUCCUUCAAUACCAAUGUGUUCUAGUAAUAUGAAUUUUAUUUUUGUGUUGGUGUUGUGUACUCAGGUGAAUAAUAUGCUUGCGAUGUUACUCUGAGUGCAUAUCCACACCGGGCGAGCUUGAAAAAUAUGCCCGGCCACGGUGGGAUUCGAACCUACGACCUUUGGAAUACUAGCCCAAUGCUCUUCCAACUGAGCUACGCGGUCAGGACGGUUCGAGUAAGUGAUAUUUCGGAACAGUAUCUAGUUCCUUCAAUACCACUGUGUUCUAGUAAUAUGAAUUUUAUUUCUGUGUUGGUGUUGUGUACUCAGGUGAAUAAUAUGCUUGCGAUAUUACUCUGAGCAUUGGGCUAGUAUUCCAAAGGUCGUAGGUUCGAAUCCCACCGUGGCCGGGCAUAUUUUUCAAGCUCGCCCGGUGUGGAUAUGCACUCAGAGUAACAUCGCAAGCAUAUUAUUCACCUGAGUACACAACACCAACACAGAAAUAAAAUUCAUAUUACUAGAACACAUUGGUAUUGAAGGAACUAGAUACUGUUCCGAAAUAUUACUUACUCGAACCGUCCUGACCGCGUAGCUCAGCUGGAAGAGCAUUGGGCUAGUAUUCCAAAGGUCGUAGGUUCGAAUCCCACCGUGGCCGGGCAUAUUUUUCAAGCUCGCCCGGUGUGGAUAUGCACUCAGAGUAACAUCGCAAGCAUAUUAUUCACCUGAGUACACAACACCAACACAGAAAUAUAACUUGCAUUAGUCGGCAAUAUGCAAAUUAGGUAAAUGCAUUAAUUAAGCAUGCGAAAAACUGAUUUUGUCUGAAAAAUUGUCUGAAAAGAGCAAUAGAGCAACAAAAUAAAGCAAAUUGUCUGAAAUUUUGUACAGUAAUUAAAAACCUAACAUAUUUCCAUCUAUUAACUCAAAAUAUGAUUAAAGCUUUUAAAUUUUGUGCACAAGUCAUUUUUAGUUUGUUGAAAAAGACACUCCCCCCCCUGGUUCACAAAAUUUGAGUUCGAGAAAUUUUUUUCAUUCUACAUUAUAAGUACCCAAAGAAGGAGAGCAAUUUCAAAUCUGUUCAGUUUUUUUUAUACACCCUGUAUUUAGAAUGACUCAAAUAUUAUUUUAUCUAAAUAAUUUAUUUUAUAGUUUCGGCUACUUUGUGAAUUCCUGCAUGAAAUUCCAUCAUACUGGGUUAGAUAUCCUGAAAGGUAAGUAACCCCACUAUUUUCUAAGACAAUGUCAAUGAAUUAUGAAUUUGUAUUUAAAUGUUUAAGGUUUUGAUGUUUUGCAUUUGUUGUAACCACAGCGUAUUAUAUAAGCCAACAAAUAAGGCAACCUCGUUCCCAGGGUCUCUCCUUCUGUCCUCAGUACGAGGUUGCAAAUAAGAAGUAAUGGAAGGAGUACAACACUACAUACAUAUUGUACAAUUAUUGCAACAUCUUCAGAGUAGGCCGAAGGCAAGGUGAUUGUCGGGAAAUAUUCACCGAGAAGAAGUCAAGGUGAAUAUUUCCCGAUAAUCACCGAGCCUGAGGCGAAUAAUUGUUUUAGUAUUUUUACACAAGUCUUUUGUGUUUUUUGGGACUGAAUUUAUUUUAAUUCCGCUUAUUUCUUUAUCAGUAACUUCCACAAAACGGCUUGCCACCAAUUUGCAAAUUUCGGUUUUGUUCUUUUGUUAUAUUCACUUGUAGUUGAAUAUAACAGCUUUUAAGCCGUCCAAAUUUGACGUAUUAAAAUACGUCGAAUUUGACCAAUCAACUUGUAUGAUUUGUUAUAUUCACUUGUACAAAAAUAUUAAAGAUAGAUAUUUAAUAAAAUUUUUCCCUUUCAGCAUCAAAAUUCCCGCACAUAUUUCCUUACGGUUUCAUGAUCCACGAGACUUAUCCACUUGUAUGCUGCAUUUUAUGAAAUCGCACUAUUUUCGUAAUUUUGGACAUUUUUCGUAUCUUAAGGAGUUAAGGCGGUUUUCCACUAGGCGAAAUGUUUCGAUCGAACCGAAAUUUCUAUUGUUCAAAUUCAAAAAAAUUCUGUUUAGUUCCAUCUGAGUGCUUGUAAGACAAAAGAAAAUUUCGAUUGCCAUUGACCCAGUUGUCUGAAACUGCUUUUCUUCUAGAUUUGUCGAAGAUAUUCUGGAAAGCUCAUUAGCACUGUUGAGCUUAGGAAACAGCCAUUUUGGUCUUUCUUCGUUCAAUGCCAUUAUAUCUCCACUGCAUUAUUUGGCUAUCUUGGAUCCCAAGGCUUCUUGGUUUAAGAAAUGGAUGGUAAGCAGGUUGAUAAGCAUGAAUUAAGUUGAUAAUUUUGGGGUUUUAACUGAGUCAGAUUUUUUUUAUUUUUGACGAAGUCUACGAAGAUUUUCAGAGUGAUAUGCCCCUUGGUUUAAAGCCAGGUCGCCAUCAUCUUAGUUUUAUUUAGGUUUAAACACUCUUAGUGAACGUACAAAAUUUAGAAAUUCCACACCGAAAACAGGUUUUACUGCGCAUGCGUGUAUCACCAAAUGACACCACAAUAAUUAGAGGUGAAUGAUUUCUAUAUAGUGUGAAUGCCAAUUAAACAUUUAACGUGAAAGCUUCAAACGGGGACCUAUAUAUAUGCUUCAAACAUUGCUUCGAACAUUGUUUGAUCAAUUUUUGUUGGGCUUUGAUGGCCCAUACCACAUAUCACGGAUUUACAGAGUAAAAUCCAGUGCUUCCACAUUAAAAUUUUCAACAUCCAUAUAUGACACCUAGAAUUUCCAAAUAUUUAACAAAAAUUCCAUAAGUUAUGAAUCCCAAAAUAUCACACUUUAUGCCACGCAUGUUCCAGGGGCAAAUUUUAAACUUGCGAUAAGAAAGGAUGAGAUUGAUAGAAUAACUCUUUAUGGAGGUCACGGACAUUGUCCGACCCAUUCAUCAAAUUGUCCGACGUAGAGAGGAAACCACCGGACAUUCUGUCCGGCCUAAGUGACACUGAGGUUUAUUGUUUGUCCGACCCGAGUGUAUUGGUGUCCGACCGAACUGUAGCUUUCUCUGACGCUUUCUCCACGCACGUAAAUCAAAAUGUACCCUAGUCCAGGACCAGAGUUUGUAUAAAAAUGAACCGAAAAUGUUGCGGGGCGGCGAGUGAAAUGGUGAGGUGGAAAACGGGCUUAAGUUAUCGAAGUCGUACUGCUAUCAUUGGAAAGCAAGUUAAUUUUGGCUUGGAAAUAAGUAUGAAUGACACAAAUGAUUUAAUAUCUUCACAACAUUUAGUUCAGAAUGAAUACAUUAUGCUGAUAUUAAUUUCCGACCCAAACUGAACUGAAGUGAUCGGACAUAUGUCCGACCCAAACUCAAAGUCAUCGGACAUUUUGUCAGACGGCCCUGGAAAAGAUAUUUUAAGGCCGGCUUAUAUUUUUCAGGUAGUUGCAUCCAGCAUCCCUACAAACGAAAGCUUGUUUAUAUUAUUGGUACCAGCCAACUCUGGCACAGAAAGAUUGAUAGAACAUGUAGAGCACAAAUGUAGACAGAUCUAGGAAGCACUAGUAACUUUUCAUCGAAAAUUGGAUUAACUGGUCACCGGUUAAUACCAGCUAUUUCUUGUAAAUAUGCUGAUCGGUCUUUUUUUCCAAUUUAAAUAAAGUCAUUAUUAACUGGACUUUUAACACAUAUUUUAGUACAAUUUACAAUAUUUUCGAAUACUGAAAUUUCCAUAGAAUUUCAUUAUUUUUCCAGUUCCAUUUCACUUCAAAAAUUCCAUAAAAUAUGGAAAUUCCCAUAGAAGUGGAGGCACUGGUAAAAUCAAUAAAUGCUAUACAGAGAUCUCAAACUCAUGCUUUAUAUUGCAAACUUAUUGCCAACCAUAUUGAAUACAAUCACAAAAAGUUACUCCAAUAAUUUCCCACCACGUUUAGACGAAACAACGUCUUCACAACGAAAGACACGUGUGUAGUGACUACAUUUAUUAUAAUUUUCCUUCUUCAUGUCAUGCACCAGAUGUUUUGCCAUUGACAUAAAUGAAAAACCUUACCAUGUAAUAGCUUCAUUUUAUAUUAAGGUGGCUCGCCACACUUUUUUAAAAAUUAAAGAUUUUUUGAUUUGAAUAUGAUUUUCUGGAGAAUUAUUAUUUGUUUAAAAACAAAGAGUGUCUGACUGGUAUAACACAAUAACUAAGGAGUUCAAAAUUUUUAAAAAAUAUUCCUAAAUGCCGUUGCUAUGGCAACAAUGACGUCACAACAUGGCGUCACACACAAAAAUUCCGAACUCUUUAGUUAUUGUGUUAUGCCAGUCAGAUACUCUUCGUUUUUAAACAAGUAAUAAUUGUCCAGAAAAUAAUAUGCAAGUCUGAAAAUCUUUAAUUUAAAAAGUGUAGGGAGCCACCUUAAGUAAUUUUACAGUAUAUAUAACACUGCAUGUAAAUCACGAGAAUAUCUCAUUCCUAACACCAGCCUUCACCCAGGGAUGGCAUCUUGUAUUUUAAUAACUUGUUAUGUAAACACGAGAAUAUCUCAUUCCUAACACCAACCUUCACGGCUUCACCCUACUGAUUGAAAGACAAUAAAUGGAAGUUGGCCUCUUCCGUACAUGCCUACAAUCAUACAAAGCUUAUUUUAUCACUAACAAUAUUUUAGCAUGGAUAUUACAGUCGAAAAUCUGUUGUCGAGCAACUCAAGCGUCAUCCAAGCUUG